This is a messenger RNA of Oldenlandia corymbosa var. corymbosa, 1959 nucleotides long. Lineage: Eukaryota; Viridiplantae; Streptophyta; Magnoliopsida; Gentianales; Rubiaceae. The record is from the annotation of a GenBank genome assembly.
CAAAAAUCCUUUGUCCAAAUCCAAUGGAAAGUUGAAAGAAACUCUUCUUAUAAGCUGCGGUUUUGGUUUUGCUUUCUCUCUCUCUCUCUCUCUUCUCUCUGUAUUACUGUAGCCCCCACCCCACCACCCCUCUUUACUGUGUGACUGUGUGUAGUGUCUUCUUCUCAUCUUCUCUCUCUCAUAUCUAUCCUUUUUAUUAUCUUCAAAAAUUUUCAACUCAGCUCAGCUCAUAUCUCAUCAGCUGGUUUAUAUUUCUUUUUUAUAUUUAUUCCCUUCAAAUCCCCCUCUCCACAUUCAUCCCCCGAUCAUCAUCAAUCAAAUCCUUUUAUAUAAGUUUAUUAUUUUAUAUUUUGCCCAAAAAAAUAUUAUAAAGAAAGAAAAAAAAAAAAAAGAUCAUGAAGGGAGACUAUGUAAAAGAAGAACAAGAUCAUCAUUCACACACUAUGUUUGCCAAGCUCCAUCAAACUCAAAAAUUCCACCACCAUCCCCACCACCCUCCUCCGCCGCAUCAACCUCAGCACCACCACCAGCAACACCCACAACCGCCGCCUCCCGGUUUGUUCCACCACCCUCCUUUCAAUCCUCGGGAAUGUCAAACCUCCGAAGAAGUCGACAGCCAACGGAGUCCCGCCACCCCUUCCACCACCACCACCAACCGUGACCCUUCCUCCGCCGCCCAACACCAACAACAAAUCGUCCAUCUCCAAGCUCCUUCCUCCGCCGGCAACGACGGCGCAACCAUAGAGGUCGUCCGUCGCCCCCGAGGCCGCCCGCCCGGGUCAAAGAACAAACCCAAACCGCCGGUCAUCAUAACCCGGGACACCGAGCCGUCGAUGAGCCCCUACAUUCUCGAAAUCUCCGGCGGGGUUGACAUCCUGGAAACCAUCAUGACUUUCUGCCGGAAGAGGAACACCGGGUUGUGCAUCCUAAACGGGUCGGGCACCGUCUCCAACGUCACCCUCCGCCAACCUUCUACGACCCCAGGGGCAAGCGUGACAUUUCACGGCCGCUUCGAUAUCUUGUCCCUUUCCGCCACCAUCCUUCCGCCAACCAACGGUUACUCUGCUUCUGGUUCGGGUUCGGUUUCCAGCGGAAUCGCAAACGGGUUCACGAUUUCCUUAGCUGGGCCGCAAGGACAAGUGGUGGGGGGAACAGUGAUGGGCCCGCUGUUCACAGCUGGCACCGUUUUCUUAGUGGCGGCCACGUUUAACAGCCCAUUGUUUCAUAAAUUGCCGUUGGAAGAAGAAAGGGUACAGCAUUCUGGGUCGGCGGCGGCCGGAGGAAGCAGCGGAGGAAACGAGGGGCGUCAUCAGUCGCCGUCAGCCGUAUCUGGAGGAGAUGGAAGCGGUCAGGCAACUACUGGGCAAGCGGCGGUGGAUUCUUCCUGCGGCGGCGGCGGCGGUGGCGGUGGUGGAGGAGUAUCUAUGUACAGUUGCCAUAUGGCUUCUGAUGUGAUCUGGGCUCCGACAGCUAGACAACCUCAACAUCCACCGCCGUACUGAUCCGCCGUAUUAAUUAAUGCUUUUCUUUCAUUUUUUUUUGGUGUCAAUCUUUUAAGUUAAUUAAUGGGUUCUGGUUCAUCUUAUUAGUCUUCUUCAUCAUCAUCAUCCUAUGGAACAAAACUGUUUGUUAAGCUUCCAUUUGCUUUUGUAAACUUAUGUUGGGUUCUUCUUUUAGCCUUGGUAGCUGUUUUGUUUAAUGACUAGAAAGAUCUUGCCUUUUAGUAUUAUUUUAUUAGUGAUGAACUUUUUUUAUUCAACCUUUUACCCAUCUAUGCAUGCAAAUGUGAUUGAAUGGCCAAAUUGUGUGAAUCUUUCAUGAAAACAUGGGGGAGUUUUAAGCCAGUUAGGCACAUUAUGCUUGUUUUUACACAAAACUUCAAAACUGAAGGAAAUUGGGUUACGUUGCAAAGCAACUAGGAAAGAACAAUAUUUGGUGGUGUAAAUUGUAAUGUAAAUG